Messenger RNA from Corvus hawaiiensis (hawaiian crow), 4472 nucleotides. It is a transcript of the gene RPH3A, whose product is annotated as rabphilin 3A. The record is from RefSeq and is a predicted model, not a curated record. Bases 221 to 2452 code for a protein of 743 amino acids. Gene Ontology annotation, molecular function: small GTPase binding. Gene Ontology annotation, cellular component: membrane. Lineage: Eukaryota; Metazoa; Chordata; Aves; Passeriformes; Corvidae. Gene Ontology annotation, biological process: intracellular protein transport. The transcript has 21 exons.
UGGAGACAAUCUCUGCAGGCAUCGGCUGGCAAGUGCGGAGCUCACCAGUAAAACCUCACCCUUGCCCUGGGAGCCUGGAAAAUACGGGAUUUUCUCUGGUUUGGCAUUUCCAGGUGGCUCGAGGGGUGUGUUAGCGCAGCCCUGUGCUGGGGUUGUGCUCGGUUGUGGGUGGCUCUGGGCCCUGCAGUGCCGGCGCUGUGGGGACGGAUGGGCUCGUUCCAUGGGGAUCCUGCUGCCUUUCCAGCCUUCCCACGGCUGCUGGAGGCCUGGCUGGAAGCUCCACGACUCCAUUGGCAUCUGGGAGCAAAGCGACUGCCGUCUCUGCUGGACGGCCAGCGGGGCACUGGUGUCCUCAAACUCGUGCCCGGGGUGGCCGGCGAUGACCGACGCGGUGCUGGGCGGCUCCUCUGACCGGUGGAUGUGCCCCAGUGACAGGACCAUGUCCCUCCGAGCCAGCAGUGAGAAGGAGCAGCUCCCAGCGGGCUGGGCAGCACAGCCCGAGCGGCAGCGCAAGGGUGAGGAGCUGACGGAUGAGGAGAAGGAAAUCAUCAACCGGGUGAUCGCCCGCGCCGAGAAGAUGGAGGAGAUGGAGCAGGAGCGCAUCGGGCGCCUGAUGAGCCGGCUGGAGGACAUGCGCCGCAGCGUGCUGGGGGACGGGGUGAACCGCUGCAUCCUCUGCGGGGAGCAGCUGGGGACGAGGGGCUCUGCCUGUGUCGUCUGCGAGGACUGCAAGAAGAACGUGUGCACCAAGUGCGGGGUGCAGACCACCAACAACCGGCCCCAGGCCAUCUGGCUCUGCAAGAUCUGCAGCGAGCAGCGGGAGGUGUGGAAACGCUCCGGUGCCUGGUUCUUCAAGGGUUUGCCCAAGCAGAUGCUGCCGCAGCCGAUGCCCAUCAGCAAGAAGGGACACCAAACCCCGGGUGAGCCCCGCCCGGCCGAGCCGCCCGCUCCGGACCCCAAACUCCCCUCCCGGGCACCCACCCGAGGCCAGGCGGAUGCCGAGGACACCGAGGGCAGCGACGCCGCAGCAGCCGCCCGGGGGAGCCGCAGGGCGGCCGAGGGCCGGCCGGGUCCGUGUGGCAGCGAGGACACCGGUGGGGACAGCGGCAGCCGGGACUACGCUGCCGAGAGCGGGGUCAGCAGGAGCCCCGGUGUGAAGAGAACCAACUCCGUGCAAAGCCAGCGGCCACCGCCGCCGGCCACCGCCGGUCCCGCUGCCGCAUCUGCCGCUGGCUCCGGUCCGGCAGCAGCUCCCGCAGCGCCGGCGGCAGCAGCAGCAAGGCCGGGUCCCGGGGGUCCCGCCCGCUUCCCGGAGAGACGAGCGAGCCCCCCGCUGGGACCCCCGGAGCCGGCCCGAGCCGCCAGGGAGGAGCGGGGAGGGGGCUUUGCCGCGGCCCCCGGCAGGGAGGACAGGCCAGCCUGGCAGCCCCCUGCUGCCACACAGCCCCCGGCCGCCCCGCCGGCAUCCGCGGCCCCGCAGCGGCAGCAGCCCCGCGAGGAGGAGGAGGAGGAUGCCAACAGCUACGACUCGGAUGAAGGCACCACGCUGGGAGCCCUGGAGUUCAGCCUGCUCUACGACCAGGAGAACAGCUCCCUGCACUGCACCCUCAUCAAGGCUAAGGGCUUAAAACCGAUGGAUUCCAAUGGCCUGGCUGAUCCCUACGUGAAGCUGCACCUCCUGCCCGGAGCCAGCAAGUCGAAUAAGCUGAGGACGAAGACGCUGCGCAACACCCGGAACCCUGUGUGGAACGAGACCCUGGUGUACCACGGUAUCACCGACGAGGACAUGCAGAGGAAAACCCUCAGGAUCUCCGUGUGUGACGAGGACAAAUUUGGCCACAACGAGUUCAUCGGAGAAACCAGAGUUGCCUUGAAAAAACUCAAAGCCAACCAGAAAAAGAACUUCAACAUCUGCCUGGAGAGAGUAAUACCAACGAAGCGCACCGGCACAACCGGCGCAUCCCGCGGCAUGGCCCUGUACGAAGAGGAGGUGGAUCGCGGUGGGGACGUGGAGGAGCGCGGGAAGAUCCUGGUGUCCCUCAUGUACAGCACCCAGCAGGGCGGGCUCAUCGUGGGCAUCGUGCGCUGCGUGCACCUGGCGGCCAUGGACGCCAACGGAUACUCGGAUCCCUUCGUCAAGCUUUGGCUGAAACCUGACAUGGGGAAAAAGGCCAAGCACAAGACGCAGAUUAAGAAGAAAACAUUGAAUCCUGAAUUUAACGAGGAGUUCUUCUACGACAUCAAACACAGCGACCUGGCCAAGAAGUCCCUGGACAUUUCCGUCUGGGAUUAUGACAUCGGAAAAUCCAAUGACUACAUUGGCGGGUGCCAGCUGGGAAUCACGGCCAAGGGCGAGCGCUUGAAACACUGGUACGAGUGCCUGAAGAACAAGGACAAGAAGAUCGAGCGCUGGCACACCCUGCAGAACGAGAACCACGUUGCCAGUGAUUAAAGGGAGCCUCUGCCCGGCCCUCCCCACCCUGUGCCACGCCCCUGUAGGUCCCUGGUGUCCCCGAUGUCCCCGGUGUCCCGUCUUCCAGCGCAGCCACGCCUUGCUACAGCCUCCGGUCCCAGGGUCCUCCGCCUCCCCCAAGCCCUCCCCAUCCUGAAGACUCCCCCAGAUCUUUUCUAUUCUCCUUUAUUUAUUUUCAGCUGGGGCAGGAGGCCGUCGAGUUCCCCUGGUGUGUGAUUUUGGCAAGCAAUAGCUCCCUCCUGACUGUUCCCCUCCCUCUCCCCGGUCCCCGUGGCAGCGUUCCCGUCGCGUGUCUGACGCUCCGUGUCCCUCCAGCCUCCGCUCCCCGCGGCUCCGGUGUCUCCCGGCGGGAGAUCGGAGUGCUGAGGUUGGGAGCAUCAGCCUGUCCUGCUUGUGUGAUCUCAAUACCUCAGUUGCAAUAACAAAAAAAGCUCCUCGGCUUUGGUGUGGGUGUCACCGUCGCCUGGUGUCCGUGUUAUCGUGGUUAGGCCAAAUCCGGUGUCACCGGUGCCAUCCUGCGAGUCCCGCUUGAGCUUCACCUCUGGUUUGGCCCUCCCGAGCACUGUUGCGGCACAUCCCUUGCUGAGAAGAUCCACCACCAACACAGUAACAGCGGCAAGGAGGGUUUAGGGAGCUCUGUGCUCGCAGGGAAGCAGAUUUGGCUUGGUUCGUGUCGUUCCGAGCCGCCGUGGGCGAUUCCUUCGCCCCAGGAAUUCGGGGGCUCCACUGCUGUGGGAGCCCAGCUGUGUUUUAGGGUUGUGACUACCUCCUCUUCACCUCUGAGCUGUGUAGUAGUGACCAGCUGAGCCCUGAGGGCAGUCCCUGGCUCCCCUCAGACCCCUCCUGCUUCCGAGGACUUGCUGUUCCUCAGGAGGGAAGCUGAGGGAGCUGCUCCUUCCCCCCACCCCCCUGAUGUGUGUGAGGAUUAUUGCUUUAAUCCACCACAGCUCCUGGAAUUAGCUGGAGCAGUCCCAGAUCUUCCAAACUUGGCCUGGUUUGGUUUUCUUUCAUUUUUCCUAAUUCUGCACAAGAACCUUUGUCCUCAAGCUGUGCUUUUAGGGAUGGCCCGGAGCUGUUGGAUCUGCCCUGGACAGCAGGAGAGCUCAGGCUCUCUCCAGCUGCUGCUGCUCUGGUCUGGGAUCAUUCCCUGGCUCUGGAAAAGCCCAAGCACAUCCCUGUGGGUAGGAGCACCAUAAGCACUACGGAAUAUAGGGAAUUUUUCGUCACACCACACAUGUGUGAAACCUCCCUGCCCCCCGUGCCCUCUGCUGCGGCCGCUCGCUCUUGGAGUUGGUUGGAUUCUCCCUUUUCCAACCUUUCCAGAAGGAUGGGCCUGGCCCAAACCUUCCUGUUCGUCCCAGAGCAGCAUUUGGGCACGGAGCUGUGCUGGGGAAAUGUGUGGCUGAGGGUAAAAAUACCUUUAAAAAUCAUUAUUUAAGCAAUUCCUUGAUUUCUCCCAGCCCUGCAGCAGCCCAGCCUCCUUUGUAUGUGCAGAACAGCUCACUUAAGGUCACCCUUAUCCCGUCCUGUAUUCCCAUUCCCUGUUCAGCCUGCUUUCUUUGGGAAAAGGAUGCUCAGAUCACCUCUUUGCAUCUUCAAAAUUCAAGUGCAACUCGCCAGUCUCCUCAGUAUUGUGCAAAACCACGCCCCACCCCCCCCUUCUCAGUUUUUCUGAUGGUAAUUCCUGCCCUGAAUGACUUCUUUUCGUUGUAAAUAAAGCAUGCACCUAUGGAUUGGGAAUGGUGAAAAACAAACAACAAAAAACAACAACAACAAAAAAAGAAAAAAAAAAAGAAAAUUCAAAGCCUCUUCUACUGCUGUUUGCAUUCAGACUCGCAUGCAGUGAUUUUACAGCCAAAUAUCAGUUUACAACUGUUAAGAGAAAAAGAAAAUGUUACACAGGAAUUAGAAAUCCUCCAGUCUUCCGCUGCAUGCAGCACAACAUCCUCCCUUGGUGUGGUAUCUAAUAAAGUGAGACUAUUGGAAAAGAACAAAAAAA